AUGGUUUGGAAUUUUGAUGUGAAGACAACAACAAUUGCAAAUUGUUUUCGGCAUUGCAAGAUUCGGUCAGAAGAAAACAAUGUUCUCGAACCAGAAGUUGGUGAAUUAGAUGAAGGUAUCCAAGGAUUAAAUGAUGUCAUCUCUAAUUUACACUAUAGAAAUGUGAUGGAUGUUGAACAUCUUUUGAACUAUUUUAGCAAGAAUGAUGCAGUUAUAGAAUCACCUACAGACGAAGAAAUUAUUCAAUCGGUAAUGAACAAUAAUGAUGAUGAGAAUGAUCCUGAAUCAAAUGAUAGUAGCGUUGUCCCAAAUGUGUCGUCAAAAGAGGCAUUUCAAGCAAUAGUCACCUUAAGCAACUACUUACUACAAUACGAGCAAAAUAUUCCGGAAGUUGUGUAUGCUCUACAAAAAGUUAAGGAUGAGGUUCAUUUUGGUUUAGGUGGGAAGAAAAAACAAUCAACUAUAGAUACAUACUUUCAAAAUGAAUGA
This is a messenger RNA of Olea europaea var. sylvestris, 489 nucleotides long. RefSeq lists its product as uncharacterized. Bases 1 to 489 code for a protein of 162 amino acids. The transcript has a single exon. NCBI's taxonomy places the organism in Eukaryota, Viridiplantae, Streptophyta, Magnoliopsida, Lamiales, Oleaceae. The record is from RefSeq and is a predicted model, not a curated record.